Molecule: messenger RNA, 939 nt
Organism: Sclerotinia borealis F-4128
Lineage: Eukaryota; Fungi; Ascomycota; Leotiomycetes; Helotiales; Sclerotiniaceae
Source: the annotation of a GenBank genome assembly
AUGUCGUUAUUGAGCUUAUCGCACGAUUUGACUGUACAAGAAGCCUUAUCGGGUAUAUUUGGAAGUAUCAGUUUGGCAACUUGGAUAUUUUUGUUGGUACCACAACUUAUUUUGAACUAUCGGACUCAGAGCGCCGAUGGAGUAUCAUUGGCUUUCUUGUCGGUUUGGUUGAUUGGUGAUAUCACAAAUCUUGCAGGUGCGAUUUGGGCAGAUCUGGUCCCUACAGUUAUUGUUUUAGCCAUCUAUUUCUGUAUUGCAGACUUCGUACUUAUCGCACAAUGUCUGUACUACAACAAAAUCAACGCUCGAAAGCAUCAAGAAACAGAACCCAACGCACCAAGCGAAGAAGAUCCUCUUCUUGCCCGUCGAGAAAGUAAUAGCAGUAUUGGACUUCCAGGAUCUCAUAGAAGACGUUCUUCAGCAAUGAGUGGAAUUCAACGUCAUGAAGAUACCUUGACCAAAAUCUUGGAAGAAGAUGACUCGCCAGAUGGAAAUUCUUGGGUCAGGAACGUUGUUAGCAUUUUAUUAGUUAUCGCUGCUGGAGCGGCUGGAUGGGCUAUGGCUUGGAGAAGCGGUGUUUGGAUGCCUACGCCAGAGAAUGGCAGUGAUGUUCCCAAGGCGAAUGAUGUUGCUGUUGGAGCAGAGAUUUUAGGAUAUUUCAGUGCCGUCUGUUACCUUGGUGCGCGAAUUCCUCAAAUUUUGAAGAACCACAAGGAGAAGUCUUGCGAUGGUCUCGCCCUCCUUUUCUUCCUCCUCUCCUUGAUGGGAAAUCUCACAUACGGUGCUGGUAUCCUCUUCCAUUCAUUGGAGAAAGAAUACCUCAUCAUUAACACUCCAUGGCUCAUCGGAUCCUUGGGAACGAUCGUUGAAGACGCAGUUAUCUUUCUUCAAUUCCGAAUGUAUUCAUCGAAGCCAGCUUCAACAUCUGCCGUAGAAUAG